CCUCAUUUAGCCUGUCGUCGUCGGUGAGAGAACCAGCUCUUUGUACUCUUUUAAUUGUUGUGUUCAUUUGAUUUUCAUUUUCUGAUUUGUGGAGUUUAAUGAAAUGGCAUCAGCCGAAAAUAUGAGAGAGGGUUUAUACUUCAUUUCGUGGUGCGGAGGUACUGCAGCCAACGGCCAAGUAGCAGUUACGAAUCUGGCCGACGUUUUUGAGACCUGAUCAACUAAAUUACAAUAUACCAAGGACAGCAACUCGUCUUGGCACUGAAUUUUAUGCUAUCGAAAACCUUAGAACCAAAGAAGCUCAACAAAAUAUCAGUUUUGGCUACCAAUGAUGGUAUCAAACAGAAGAUGCUCUUCAGCAAAAAUAAAUGGACAACUUCAUGGACGAAACAGCAACAAACGGUCAAUUAUGAUGAUUAUUAUGGUUAUGGAUAUGCAACUCCUUCAUGGUCAUUUCAUUUGACCUAUUGAUAGAUUUAACUCCUAAUUUGACGUUGGCUGUGGCAAAAGGAGCAAAGCAUGUCCUUGAUCACAUUUUAAAUCUGUGGAAAACAAAGACAUUGUCUGAUGUCACUUUCAGAUGCAAGGGCAAAGACAUUAAAGCUCAUGUCAUGAUUGUGGCCUCUUGCAGCCCUGUAUUGGCUGCCAUGUUCGCCAACGAUUUCAAGGAAAAAUCCGAGAAAGUUGUUGAAGUCAAAGAUGUCACUCACAACACUUUCUCGCGUCUCCUUCGCUUCAUGUACGUGGGCGAUGCGUCCCUGGAAACCGUUCAAGAAGAAGAAAUCACCGAAUUGCUGGUUGCGGCCGAUAAGUAUCGUGUUGAUACUUUGAAAGAAGAUUGCGGACUGCAUUUGUCCCAGAAUUUGAAGGUUGAAAACGCUGCAUGUUUUCUCGUCUUGGCGCAUCUUCACAAUUCGUCUGUUCUUCAUGAAAUGACGUUGGAUUUUAUGUCGAAGAAUGCAAAAGCUGUUUGUUCACGUAAGGACUGGAUGGAUAUUAUCAAGAAAUAUCCAGAGCUUUGUUUUCAAGCUACGCAGUUUAUGUUUGAAUACAAGAUGGUUUUGUGCACAAUUGUUUCCAAGAUAAAGAUUUUAAACUCCUCCCUCCUGACCGAAGGCAAAAUUUACCCAACCCUGCCCAUAAACUUUGCAACUUCAUUUGUUUUGUUGUUGUCGGUGAGAUAUCAGCUCUUUCCAAACUCAUUCCACACAUUUAAACGUGUUUUUUUUUGCGUUCGUUAUCUGAUUUCUACAGUUUGCCUUUAUAGGAUGGCAUCAGCUCAAAAAUUGAGAGAGAAUUUGUUGUCCAUUUCUUGGGGUGCAGUAAAUUGUGUUGCAGCCAACGGCCAAGUAUUAAUUACAGAUUUCCCCGACGUUUUUGAAUCCUGUCAAUUAAGCUACAACAUAAAUGGACAACAAAUCGUCCUGGAACUGAAUUUUGUGCUGUCAAAGACCUCAAAGCCAACUAAACUCGAAACGAUAUCGAUAUUGGCUGCUAAAGAUGGUGUCAAGCAGAAGAUGAAUUUGAGCCAAACAAAAUGGACCACCUCGUGGGUGGCACCGGCAAGAAGGAAUAAUUGUCAAUAUUGUGGCUUGUAUCCGACUGCAUCGUUUGAUAUUCUAAUAGAUUUAAAUCCGGAUUUGGAUUUUACGAUGACUAAAGGAGCAAAGCACGUCCUAGAUCACAUUUUGAAUCUGUGGAAAACGAACACAUUGUCUGACGUCACUUUCAGAUGCAAAGGCAAAGAAAUCAAAGCUCACGUCAUGAUUGUGGCUUCCUGCAGCCCUGUACUGGCAGCAAUGUUCGACAAUGAUUUCAAAGAAAAGCACGAAAAAGUAGUUAAUAUCAAAGACAUCACACCUGAAACUUUUUCGCGACUUCUUCGCUUCAUGUAUGUCGGAGAUGCGUCUUUGGAAACCGUUGCAGAAGAUGAUCUAUCCGAACUGCUAACGGCAGCCGACAAGUAUGGUGUCGAGACUUUGAAAGAAGAUUGUGCAUUGCAUAUGUCUCGGAAUUUGAAGAUAGAUAACGCCGCACGUUUUCUUGUGCUGGCUCAUCUUCACAAUUCUUCUGUUCUUCACGAAACGACGUUGGAGUUUAUGUCGAAGAACGCCAAAGCUGUCUGCUCGCGUAAAGAUUGGAUGGAUGUUAUCAAGAAUUAUCCUGAGCUUUGUUUUCAAGCCAUGCAGCUUAUGGUUGGACUUUAAAAUUUCAACGUCCUUUGGAGUCAAUUAUGCUAAUCUGGUUAUAGAACUACGCGUACAAGCAACAGAAACCAAGAAAUGUUUUUUUAAACCGUGAUUUCUGUGUCCAAACCUUGACAAUUGCUUCCCAUUUGUUUUACCCGCGAAGCUUGGUGAAUAAUCAUAUAACCUGUUAUGCCAUGGAUGUGCCUUUUAUCAGUUUUAUGUCCAGUCAACACAGUUGGCAGAUAUGAUAAUCACGAGAAAUAAAAUACUACAUGUAUGACAAACACAA
Molecule: messenger RNA, 2478 nt
Organism: Daphnia magna
Lineage: Eukaryota; Metazoa; Arthropoda; Branchiopoda; Diplostraca; Daphniidae
Biological process (GO): proteasome-mediated ubiquitin-dependent protein catabolic process; regulation of proteolysis
Cellular component (GO): nucleus; cytoplasm
Molecular function (GO): ubiquitin protein ligase binding
Source: RefSeq, a predicted model, not a curated record